Messenger RNA from Merops nubicus (carmine bee-eater), 1804 nucleotides. RefSeq names its product G protein-coupled receptor 137B (gene GPR137B). Gene Ontology annotation, cellular component: lysosomal membrane. The record is from RefSeq and is a predicted model, not a curated record. The coding region runs from base 147 to 1304 and encodes 385 amino acids. NCBI's taxonomy places the organism in Eukaryota, Metazoa, Chordata, Aves, Coraciiformes, Meropidae. The transcript is spliced from 7 exons. Gene Ontology annotation, biological process: positive regulation of TORC1 signaling; negative regulation of osteoclast differentiation; negative regulation of bone resorption.
ACAGUGAGCUGCCAAAGAGGAAGUGCAGCUUGUUUUCUUUCAUUUUCUUGAUUCCUAUGCUGUAGGAAGAUGAAAGGAGAAGGAGGAGGAGGAGGCAACAGCGGCAGCCAAACUUAAUAAAUAAUUCUGACGAUUCCUGAUAUCAAAUGGAGGUCCCUGAGUGGGACCCACAGAAAAAUGACACCCUCCCGCCGACCCUGACGCCAGCUGUCCCUCCGUAUGUGAAGUUGGGCCUGACCAUUGUAUAUACUGUUUUUUAUUCACUGCUUUUUGUGUUCAUCUACGUCCAGCUCUGGCUGGUCCUUCACUACCGGCACAAGAGGUUCAGUUACCAAACUGUCUUUCUGUUUCUGUGCUUGUUUUGGGCCUCACUUAGGACUGUGCUCUUUUCGUUUUACUUCAAAGACUUUGUCACAGCAAAUUCUCUCAGCCCCUUCAUCUUCUGGCUUCUCUAUUGCUUCCCAGUCUGCCUCCAGUUUUUCACCCUGACCCUGAUGAAUCUUUACUUCACACAGGUCAUUUUCAAAGCUAAGUCAAAAUAUUCCCCAGAGCUACUGAAAUACAGGUUGCCCCUCUACCUGGCUUCUCUUUUCAUAAGUCUCCUCUUCCUCUUGGUGAAUUUAACAUGCGCAGUAUUGGUGAGGACACAGAAUUCAGAGAGAAAAGUCAUUGUCUCUGUCCGGGUGGCAAUUAAUGACACGUUGUUUGUGCUGUGCGCUGUUUCACUCUCCAUCUGCCUGUAUAAGAUUUCCAAGAUGUCUUUAGCCAACAUUUACUUGGAGUCCAAGGGCUCAUCUGUCUGUCAGGUGACAAGUAUAGGAGUGACUGUUAUACUACUUUAUACCUCACGAGCCUGUUACAACUUGUUCAUCUUAUCAUUUUCCCAAACCAAGAAAGUAAAUUCUUUUGAUUACGACUGGUACAACGUAUCAGAUCAGGCAGAUCUGAAAUGUCAGCUGGGAGAUGCAGGUUACAUAGUGUUUGGAGUGAUCCUUUUCAUCUGGGAGCUCUUGCCUACUUCCUUGGUUGUGUAUUUCUUCCGUGUCCGAAACCCUACAAAAGAUCUAGGCAGCGCCGGCAUGGUCCCAAGCCACGGCUUCAGCCCCAGAUCUUAUUUCUUCGACAACCCUCGCAGAUACGACAGCGACGACGACCUGGCGUGGAAUGUUGCACCACAGGGGGCACAGGGCAGUUUUUCUCCAGACUACUACGACUGGGGCCACCACAACAACAGUUUCACAGCUUACAUAGGAUCCCUCCAACAAGAUCCAGCACUGGACACAGACCGGCCAAGCCCUAUAUAACUUCAGUCAACUGCAGCUUUCUAGGACAUUCCAAUAUUAAAACAAAUGUUCUGAAAAACAAAGCUUACCAAUUUUUCUUCACAUUUUGGUUUUUAGAAGUGUACCUAUGCACAGAUAAAUGAAGAACUUGUCUUUGCCACAAGCUUUUCAUAGUCCAAGGAGAAGUAUAUAAGCUAAUGAUUUAAAUGUUGAAGACUGUUCUCAUUAAUACCUUGUUCUAAGCCACAGUAUUUUUGGCUUUGAAUAGAGUUGUUAGAGGAUAUAAUUUAAUCAAUUUAUGCUCAUUUUAAAAGAGCAAAUUUCAUGAAGUGAAAUGGCAUAAUUAUUUUCUAAGUAUUUUUAUUUUUACACUGUGUGUUAGGUUAGAAAUACAAGAUUAUGAUGAAUAUACUGUAAACACAUGAAUGGGUUGUUCAAAUGUGUGACAGUAAUGAUUCUUAUGUGCACAUAAAAACCUGUAAGGGAAAAAUAUCAACCCGAUUAAAUAUCGUCUUUUCAAG